Molecule: messenger RNA, 2478 nt
Organism: Sinocyclocheilus grahami
Lineage: Eukaryota; Metazoa; Chordata; Actinopteri; Cypriniformes; Cyprinidae
Exons: 1
Cellular component (GO): cytoplasm
Molecular function (GO): guanyl-nucleotide exchange factor activity
Source: RefSeq, a predicted model, not a curated record
UUAGAAGCAAUUCCAAGCUUAUCAACCAAAGACAAAGCCAUUUGACUAUAACUGUGUGCUCCACCCUGAUGUCAAGGCCUUGUCCCUCCACCCGAGGUCCUAAACCUCCUGUGGCACCAAAACCAAGGCUAGCCUCUGAGGUUAGCCAAAGCAUUGUGGGCAAUGGGGACAUUACAUCCUCUGACAGAUUGGAGCUGAACCAGGAUAACGAAUCAGAUGUCACACAGGAUGAAGCAGAUACAUCCAGAGAAAACUGUACAGAUGAUGACGUGGAAAACAACUUAUCUGACAAAGAGUUUAUUGUAAAUUAUGACACUAACCAUGACACAAGUUGCUAUAAUGAAAUAGAGGAAGAAUUACAAAUGGCUGUGGAUGAAACCGUGGGAGAGGAUGAAGGUAAAAUUCAUCAAGCCACUGAAGUACAGCAUGCAGUCUCUUCAGAUUUAUCGAAAGUGGUCUAUGAAAUUUUUGAUUCAGCAAAUGAGGACCUCAGCAAAAACUCUGAUGAUAUCAAGCCAGCUGAGAAUGGAGAAGAUGCGUAUAAUGUACUUGAGGACAUCUGUGAAUUUUCUGAGAAUGAGACACUAAAUAUAGAUCAGCCUGUAAGUGAAUCUCAAAGUCUGUAUGAGGAGUUUGAGGAACCACCAUCAGACAGUUUUUAUUGUGCCAGUAAUCAGCAUGAAGAGGACACUAAAGCAGAUGUAAAAUGCGUUCAUGAGGCACAAGAAGAUGAGACUAGACAUUCUUCAAAGGCUACAACCUGCAGUCAACCCUCACUAUGUGAGGAAUACCCUUAUGAUGUCAUUGGCACACUGGAUGACAACAGUACUUGGCAAGCUGAACGUGCUACGAAAGACCCAUCUGGACGUUUCAGGUUUGCAGAGGAGACAGAAGAUGCAUUUGAGCCCUACUCUGUCAUAGAGGUUGUGCCAAGUGAUUUGACAUGUACCUCUGAUCCAGAAGCAAGAUGCACUGAUGAUGAGUCCAGCAAUGAGAAACCAAUGGACUCUGAGAUCGCAACAGAGGGAACGUCAAACCAAGAGCCUUACUACGUAUCAUCAGAUGAUGUGGCAGAGUUAGAGAAGGAACAGGCAAAAUUAGAAAAUUAUGCCUCUCAUCCUGCUUCUGAGGGUCAAGAGAUGGCAAAAAAUGAAGAAGUGAAUGACUAUGCUGAUAUCAAAGACAACGAUGGUGAAGAUCAGCAGGUGGAGUGUGUGUCAUCUGAAGAUUACGUUGAGAUAGGAGAUGAAGAUGAGCCGAUAAACAUGGAGAGGAAAACCAAGGGCAAAAGUAUAAGAGAACGAUCAGUAAGAAGGGGUCAAGCUCUCUUAAGUCAGAGGAAUAGCUGUCAGCCACGUCUCAGACUUUGCAACAUCACUGUUCCUGCUGACUUGGAUAUAGGCAGAACUCCAGAACUUACAAACCGCGUGGUUUUUGCCCACACCACAGAAGCGUUUGAAGAGGAUAUUGAAGAGCUGGACUGUCAUAUUGUGCCUUUCUUUGAGGACUCAGACACAGAAAGUGAUGAACACAUUUACGAGGAGGCUGGCUUUGACUUCGAAGGUGAGAAUUUUAUCUCUCUGGACAGGAAGAGCAUUGUGACGAGAUCUCGCUCGCUCUCUGGGAAAGUACCUGGAUAUGUUCCUGAGACUGUGCCUGAAGAGACGGGCACUGAGUACCAGUCUCAUGACUACUACACUGUGGCCUUGGACCAGAAUGGAGUUCCACAGCCCAAGCUUUCAGAUGAAACAGAGGCAAACCAAAUUGUUCCCUCGUUGAAGCCAAGGCGCUUUCUUCUUUCUCCUCGGUUGCUUUCUGAUGAGGGCAGAGAUUUGCCAUUCUCAGGGCACUUUGAGGGUGAGAAAUCUCCUAGAGAGGACUGCAGAUUGCAAAAAAAAGAUGACACACUUUCUUUGCCCUGUGUGAUUACUUCCUCUGGAAGCUUUUCUCAAAGAAGUCACCAGUCCUCCAGUGGCGUGUCGACACCUACAUCUCUAGUUGAUAUCCCACCACCCUUUGAGUUAGCUUACAUAACUAAGAGGCCUGUGACCAAAAGCUCUCCAUCACUUCUAAUCCAACAUGAAUCUCCUGACAACCCCAAAAAGAAGAAGACUUCAUUUAAACGUUUCUUGGCCUUAACAUUUAAGAAAAAAUCGGAAAGCAAAGCCUGUGGAGAUGGUAGUGUCCGCUCCUCCAGGUCAUCGUCUGAAUCUAGUCACCAUGGGCCCAUUCGGGUGCUGGAGCUUGAUCGAAGGAGUACAAGUGGCUCCCCACAGCUUCAGUCCUGUGUGGGAAAUCCACAGCGUAACUCAGAAAUACCUACCACAUUUCUGCUUUAUAAAGAGAGGCAAAGAAGGCAAGGUGCACCUAAGAGUUAUAGCAACAGGGGUAUAGCCAGAGUGGAGUCUUUUGAGGACCGCUCUCGGCCCCCCUUCAUGCCCCUACCCCUCACUAAACCACGCUCCAUCUCCUUCCCAA